UGCGGAAGCAGGGUCCCGUCCUGACAGCAGUGCACUACGGAGGGGAGGAGCGCAGAGAGGCAGCGCGCUACCUAGUGCACUCAGUGCGGAGUGUGCAGUGUGAUUAGGGACGAGCCGGGAGUUUGUGUUCUCGUCCUCUCUCUCUCUCUCACACACACACACACACACAGGGAGAGGAGCGGCCGUGUUUAUGGUGUAGCGCCAGUGUGAUUAGUGUGAGUUCCGUCAUGGCGGCGAGUGUGAAGCGCAAACAGGAGGAGAAACACCUGCAGCUGCUGCGCGAGAUGACCAGCCGGCCCGCCAACCGGAAAUGCUUCGACUGCGAGCAGCGCGGGCCGACCUACGCCAACAUGACCGUGGGCUCGUUCGUCUGCACCACCUGCUCCGGCAUCCUACGGGGUCUGAACCCUCCCCACAGAGUGAAGUCCAUCUCAAUGACGACGUUCACGCAGCAGGAGAUCGAGUUCCUACAGAAACACAGCAAUGAGGUGUGUAAGCACAUCUGGCUCGGCCUGUAUGACGAUCGCAGUUCUGCAGUGCCGGAUUUCCGAGAGCCUCAGAAAGUGAAAGAGUUUCUCCAGGAGAAAUACGAGAAGAAACGAUGGUACGUUCCUCCAGAGCAGGCGAAGAUGUUGGCGUCCGUCCAGGCUCCUCAGUCCGGAUCUUCAGCGAGCACCAGCAGCACUCCUGAAGUUCAGCCGCUCAAAACACUGCAGCUGAACAAAACACCAUCCAGCCAGUCUCCUGUGAUCAGUCGUUCUCAGCCUCAGGAGAAGAAGUUUGAUCUCUUGUCUGAUCUGGGUGGAGAUAUUUUUGCAGCUCCUCCAUCUCACGGCACCGGACCAACAAAUUUUGCAAACUUUGCACAUUUCAGCAAACCGUCAGGAGGGGGCGUGUCAGCUCCACCCCUACCCGGCAUUUCAGCUGAGGACCGAUACGCUGCUCUGGCAGAAUUGGACAGCGCUCUCAGCACCACUCCACAGGGUGUGUUUGAAGCUGUUCCCGGGGCUGCAGCAGCUCCGACCCCGCCCGUGAUUCCCAGCAUGCAGCAGGGUUUUACAGCUUCUACAAAUCCGUUUGUUGCUGCUGCGAUUCCUCCGGAGUCGAUGUGUACGAAUCCGUUCCAGACCAACAACAGAUCAUCAGCUACAGGUUCCAUGAGCAUGCCGUCUGGGUUCGGGAACGCCUCCGGUUUCUGCCUCCCCACCAGUUUCAGUGGAAGUUUCCCGCAGCCGUUCCCCCCGCCGCCGCCGCCGUACCACCAACAGCCUAACGGUGGGUUUCCUGUUUAUGCCCAGAAACCUCCGAUGAGUUAUGCCCCGCCCCCCGCCGUCUCCAACAACCCGUUCAUGGGCGGAGCUCCUGCUGGUCCAUAUCCCACCGGUGGAUCGUCCACUAAUCCAUUCCUGUAAAACACAGCGCCAUGAAACACACACACACACACACACACACACACACACACACACACACACACACUUACUUUAUAUUCAGUGCACUGACACUACAGAGAGGCACGUUCUGUGUUCCAGCGCUGUUUUUAGCUCAUCCUCGUCCUCAUAACGUGAUUAAAGUUUGUGUCAAGUCUUUCCAAGAUGCAGCAGAAGUUUUAGGGAAAGUGGACGAGGGUGGAUCGAGAGCAAUGUUGGAACACAGCCGUGCAGUAGAGACGCGGCAGACGGUCUUCCUGCAGUCCCCGCUCGGCUCCCGUCACGCUCCACGUCUGCACUCCAUCCUAUUUAUGGCUUUUCACAGUAAUUAAUAAUAAUAAUAAUAAUAAUGUCUUAGGCCUAGCAGUUCAGUGCUUAUCGCUAUUUGUAUAAUCCUUUAAAGAGAAGCAUUAUUUAUAUGAUUAAAAUAUCUGAAAGUGUUGAACUACAGCUGAUUUAAAGCAACAGUUUGGCCAAAAAAAUAAAACAUUCCACGCUGUCCAUCAGAAAGCGGACGAGACGCGAUGGCAGAGCGGCAAACGCUUCUCAGUAAAGCUUCAGUACGAUGCUAACGGUGUGUGACGGACGGUAAUCGCUACCAUAGCACGUGUUCUGCCCCUGCGCUGCACAGUUCUCUAUAAACAUGGACAAGGAAUGAAAUCACAAACCACAAUGACGUCACAAAAAUCUCCUGCCUCAGAAGCAGCCCGGGGGUGUGGCUUAAAGUCCAAAGGCGGAGCUUGUGUGUUAGAUUUGAUCCAGUUGUUAAGAUGUUUAAUAUAAAUAAUAAAUUAACUUUACGAGUAAACGAACAAACGCACGUUAGCUCCGGAGGGAACGGGCUGGUGUGGAUUUUAUAUUUGGCCUAAGUGCUGCUUUAUAAAGGACGAGGUUCUGAGGAACAACAAAAGGAAUUUAUUCCACUGAUUAAUGACCAGUGGCUCAGCACAAAGCAGACGUAGAGAAAAAGAAGCACAGAGACAGAAACAGGGUCCUCCUGUCACGUGUGUAUAUAAAUAUAAAUAUAUGUAUAAUUAUUAUAUUAAAGAUUUUUAACUACU
Molecule: messenger RNA, 2488 nt
Organism: Clarias gariepinus (North African catfish)
Lineage: Eukaryota; Metazoa; Chordata; Actinopteri; Siluriformes; Clariidae
Gene: agfg1b
Product: ArfGAP with FG repeats 1b
Exons: 11
Coding region: 228-1412 (394 amino acids)
Molecular function (GO): GTPase activator activity
Source: RefSeq, a predicted model, not a curated record